Molecule: messenger RNA, 5016 nt
Organism: Alternaria arborescens
Lineage: Eukaryota; Fungi; Ascomycota; Dothideomycetes; Pleosporales; Pleosporaceae
Exons: 10
Coding region: 1-5016 (1671 amino acids)
Source: RefSeq, a predicted model, not a curated record
AUGGCCGGAACGCGUUUGUGCGGGGCCCCGAAACCCAGCCUGCCCACCACCUCGAGGCCUACACUCACGCCCCAGGCGCGGAGAACUUUCCAAGAGAGCUUCGAUAGCUUCGAAAAGACGGUACAGCGGUACUCAUGCACUGAUGAUCGUGAGUUCAGCAACACCACACUGCGCGAUGUACGCGAUGCUGCGAAAGAGGUUGAGCGUCAGCUUGCUGCGCGACAGUGCAUGCGGAACAUGAAGCGCUUAGAGCCGUUUUUGAAUGGCCUUGAAGCAUACUCCAAAGUUAUCGAGGUGCUCUGCAACGGCACACCUUUCUUGAGCUGGAUAUGGCUCGCUACGGACCAUAUCAGCGCUUUUGAAAAGCUUUUAGCAGCAUACAGUCAGAUCGCAGCGAUGCUACCUCGAUUCGAUCGGCUAGGAGCCGCUUUGCAAGAUAAGCCUGACUUUCAGCAAGCACUUGCAGUCGUCUACAGUGAUAUCUUAACGUUCCACGAGCAUGCAUAUAAGCUAUUUAGGCGCAAUGGCUGGAUCUGUUUCUUUAAAUCGUCCUGGGGCCAAUUUGGAAGCAGGUUCAACUGCAUCCUGGAUAGUCUCGCAAAGCACGCCACGUUGGUUGGCCAAGAAGCAAAUGCAUACCUCGUAUCGGAGACUAUGCAAUGGCGCAGAGAAGCACUUCAGACGGUAGCAAAGACCGAGAAGGACCGAUCAACAGCACAGCUUACAGCAGCGCUUGCUUGGCUGGGUCUCGAGACAGUUCCACAUUGUGGUCAGGCUUACCAAGAUAAUCUGCUUCACAGGCUCAUCAAUGACUGCUGCGACGGUACAACUGACUGGCUUCUGAAACACCAACGUAUGAGACAGUGGCUUCAGAAUGGACGGGGUGGACCGAUUUUAUGGCUGAAAGGCAAGCCUGGGUCUGGCAAAAGCACACUAUGUGCGAAGAUAGUGCAAUUCCUCCGUGCACCUCGACAGUCGACAGUUUUGUUCUGCUUUUACAGCUACAUCGUCAGCAGCACAUACCCUGACCCCGUGGUUUUUAUCCUCGCUACCUUGGUUUCCCAAAUCCUUCGGCAACGCUCUGAUCUUGCUACUUAUGUGUACGAGGAGUUCGUUGCUGAGAACCGUCCACUCUCUAUUCGAAGUCUCCAAGAACUUCUUUCGAAUCUACUCCCACAGCUAGUGAUGCCACGAAUUCUGAUUGAUGGCAUUGAUGAGUGCAUCAGAUACGAUAUACAUGGAAAACCAUGCGAUCUCACCCCCGUAAAGGACGUCCUUGUCUCAAUACUACAGCUCGAGAACCCAAUGCAGGCUUGUGCGCCGACAAAGAUUCUUAUUGUCAGUCGGGACAUUCUGGAGUUGGUUGGGAAGUUAUCAAAAAGGCCAACAGUAGCACUAGACCAAGAAAGCGAUGCGCUGACAGCCGACAUCACACGAUACGCUACCAAGUGCCUAGAAACCAUCCGGGAUAGGUUUUCGAACCUUGUUGGUGUCGACAACGUUCUCGAUGCUGUGAAAAUAAACGUAGUGUUAAAGUCCCAGGGAAUGUUCCUCUGGGUGCGGCUAGUGUUAGCACAACUAGAGUUUGACGCAUACAAUCUUGAUGACUUGGAAAACGCAGUAGCCAAUAUGCCGCAUAGCUUACAUGACUUCUACUCUCGCAUUGUACACAGAAUCAUGCUUUACCCAGUCCAAUCGCGAGAGCGGGCCAUCAACAUACUGAAGUGGAUGUUGUGCUCGAGACGGCCACUGAGGGUCGUAGAACUUCAGGAUGCAAUCGUCUUUGCCUCAGGAGCCGUCUCAUUAUCGGAGAGAUCAAAACUUCCCCCAAACAUCCUGGACCUCUGCAAACCCCUGAUACAGACGGAUGACAAUGGGCAGAUUUCUUUCGUCCAUUUCACUGUCCAAGAGUACCUCACGAAAAGUAACUUCAUUUCGCUACGGGAUGCGGAGAGCUGUACUACCAUCACGUGUCUGAACUACCUAACUUUUAGCCUCAACCUUUCCAAACCUAGCAUUUCGGCCAUGCAAAAAGCAGUCGAUGUCGGAAGAUGUUUGUACUCUCUUCAACCAUAUGUUUACGAGCAUUGGCUUGACCAUUUUCUCGCCUUCGCAGUAGAAGUCUCACGUUCCGCAGACCGGCAAUUGGAAGCUUUCCUGGCGAGCUUCUUCUUCAUCUGUUCCCACCAGUAUACACGAUAUCUAGAUCCGACAGACGACUUACAAAUAGACAUUCCCGCCGCGCAAACUCUCGAACCUCGUUUGCAAUACCUUGAGCGCUAUGCACAUCAUUACAAAUUUCUUUGUGCUUAUGUCAUAUACCGCCAUGCCAAACAAAUGCACUUCGAAAAUCCUGCCGACUACCGAGAACCUCUAGAUCCCACGCCUCUCAGCGUCGUUCAGCAUGAAUACGCUAUGCAAAUCGAUUAUCUGCUCUCAGCAGUAACGGUUCCUGGGCUCACACAAGAACAACUCAGCACAUUCAAAACAUCGAAUUGUUCAUAUGCCUUCGUGUGUCGCUUUCCUGGAUGUACAGGCAUGUUGGCAGGGUUUCCAACUGAUGAUCUUCGUACACAACACGAAACGACGCACAAACCGGCGCUAUUCUGCACGCACUCCGGUUGCAAGUAUAGUCUGCCUUUCGCCUCUCAACAAAAUUUGAGAAAACAUAUCAGAGACUUCCACAAAUCGCGGUCUAAAGUCGUAUCAAAGAGCAUCAGGCGUCGGCAAGGAACGCUUUUACGAGGACAAAGCAGCCAUGCGGCAACGUCAAAUCCUCUAGGUGGCCUUGAUGCGCACUCUCAAGCUCAACGCCGGUCGAAAAGUUCUCCGGAGACAUUGAAACAGAACCAGGCUGCUUUGGGACUCGAUCACUUCAUACAGCACUAUCGUGUCCAGCAGCAGCAGGGCAAGAUUCCAGAAGGCUGGCAGCAGGGCAAACCGCCAGAAGAGCGCGGUCAGCUGGCCUUUCAGUACUUCACUCAGUACCGCCUGCUGUACCCUGAGAAAACCGAAGUCUUGUCCAUGCACCGAGCCCUCAAGUUCGAGACAGAGACCUUUGAGAUUUCAGGAACACACGACGUAUACAUUUCCACGAUCGAGGCGAUGAUCAUGUAUAUAUCGAAGACGUUGAUAGUGCAACAGUCACAUGUACUAUUGCAAGCACAAGCACAGCAGCCCAAAGAGAUCGUCUCUGUACCCACGUCGCAGUACGCCAACUUCGCGCACUACCCUCGCCAGAGCCUGCCGCCCAACUUCUCGAACAAUCCAAGCGACCGUAGCGUGCAAUCAGAACAAGCAUCACCCGUACCUCCUAAAGACGAGCACCAAAACCGCUUCUCUCGGUUCAUUAUGAGACGACGACCCAGCAACAUUUCCCAAGACAGCAUGGUCUCGCAGCGAGCAUAUAUACAGCUACAAGCACAGCAAAAGGCACAACAACAAGCUCAGCAACGUGGAACACAGGAACAGCAGCAAGCCUCGUAUUCAAACCCAAGAGUGCCUCAAUACACACAUGAUGAGCUAACGAGCUCGCAACCAACAGGGCUCUUGCCUGAAACCAUUCCAACGUUACAGCCCCCAUCUCUUGCGCAUGAUACAAGACCGAGUUCACCUGGUCAGCAACCACCUCAAUUCCAAGAUAUUGAUCACAUAUCCAAUGACCCGCGACAACGUUCGCCAGCCCAUAUAGUACGCCCCCUAUCCAUGGAUUCUCACUCCCUGUCCACACCAUUCCCUCAACCAUCUGCCUCUUCACUGAUGAAUGAACACCUUCAUUUUUACCGGAAAUACAAUGAAUCGAAGGUCGAUCAAAAUGUCGGGCAUCGUGUCUUGAGGCCUGCGUCGGCUGCUUCGACGAGCCAGUCUUUCGAUCCAAUGAAUCCAGUGCCUAACGGUUCAAACACUACAAGCCUUUCAACUUGGACCCCAAGCACUCCAAUCGAAUUCCCCGAUGGAUUAUCUUCCCCCGGGUCUAUUAAUCCGAUAGUGUCGAUCGAAUUUCCUGAUGGUCACAAUCCAUAUUUACCGGGUCCUGAACCAAACCUGGAUCCGGGGGCACCUCGUCCGCCAUCAUCGCCAGAUUUCGACGGCAAUAUCGGCUUGGAAAGGCAUCUUACCUUGAGUUCAACAAGAAGGAUCUCCCCAGAGGAAGAAGAGCCAUCACCAUCAACGAUAAGAUGCAUCUGUACUUACGCAGAUGAUGAUGGUGACACAGUCUGGUGUGAGAAGUGCGAUACUUGGCAGCAUAUUGCGUGUUACUACGAUUCUGCCCAACAUGUCCCUGAUAUACACGAGUGCGUGCAUUGUCUUCCGCGCGCUAUAGAUUCAGAAAAGGCCAACGAGAAGCAACGCGUCUUACGGGAACAGACUACUGUAAAUCGCGAUUACUUCACACGGCAUUUUCGCAACAUGCCAAUGUCUUCCCUGGAGCAAGUGCCGCCCGCACUCCGCGCCCAAACGGCUUAUCGCCUCUUUUUAUGGUACUCCCGGAAAUGGUCACAGCAUGCCGAAUUGGUAAAGAUCCUUGCACUCCAAAGCGAGACACAGAUCUUCGAUAGUUCACCAACAAUAUACAUCUACAUCACCAACACCGAUCGAGAGCUGAAUGGCGUACCAGAUCUGCGAUCGGCGGGUUUUGAGAGUGUCCGCACACCACCGCAAUUCACGACACCCAUUUCUGCGCCAGAUGAGAGUGAAAGAAUCCGUCUCAAGGUGUUUGAGCUUGUGAAUAAUGACUGGUUUGAUCAUGGCACUGGCAUCUGCUACGGAGUUGUGACAGACCACAAUGCGAUCAUCAUAGUUAAGGACGAGAAGGUCCCGACACGAGCACUUUUCCACAAUAUCAUCUCCAAACAUUUCGACUUUGAUAAACAGCAGGACACACUCGUUGUAUGGACCUAUCAAAAUGGCGUCAAGAUGGCCUUCAGCUUUGAGUUGGUAUUCGGCUGCGUUAGGAUUUGGAACUUCGUGAAAGCAGUGCAAAGGCGCCUUCAGGAAGGGCAACCACUUCGUUGA